AUGAAGACACAGUUCUUGAUAAAAACACAGGAGCUUUAUUUACACUAUGUACAGGAGUGUCAUUACCAAUUAGCUGUGAGCACCAAUAAACGUGAUGGCUACGUUGCAAUAUCUCUGGAUUUAUCAGUACGACCUAAAUUGGCGGUAGGACAGGUAAUAAUGGCCCUAUGCGUGUUAAUUGGACUCUACAUACUAAUUAUUUUUGAUCUGGUACACCGAACUCUGGCAGCAAUGAUUGGCGCAACGGCGGCCAUUUCUUGUUUGGCUUUAGUAGGAGAGCGUCCAUCACUGGAGGAAGUUCUAAGUUGGGUUGAUGUGGAAACUCUGUCUCUACUUUUCGGAAUGAUGAUACUCGUUUCUAUUCUUUGUGAAACAGGAUUCUUCGACUACAUUGCAGUAAUGGCAUAUCGUUGUGCACGGGGUCGGAUUUGGUCUCUUAUAACAGCACUUUGUUUCGCGACGGCUCUUCUAUCAGCGUUUCUUGACAAUGUUACGACAGUUCUAUUGAUGUCUGCUGUUGCCAUCAGGUUAUGUGAAGCUAUGAACAUCGACCCGAAGCAUAUGUUGAUAUCGUUGGUCAUCUUUUCGAACAUAGGGGGCGCUGCUACUCCUAUUGGCGAUCCACCAAAUGUGAUUAUAAUCUCAAACAAAAGAAUUUCUGCAGCAGGUAUAGGUUUUGGAAAUUUUACUUUGCACAUGCUGCCUGCUGCUUUGCUGAGUUUGGUUGGCACUUACGUCAUCCUGAGAUUUGUUUAUAGAGAUGCCUCUGCUUUACGCUUCGCUGACCCACCAGAAGUUGUGGAAGUGAAGCAUGAGAUUGAAGUGUGGAAGAAGGCUUACAACUCGCUUUCAGGAUACUCCAGAGAUGAAGAUACAGUCCGAGCAAUACUAAGGAGAAAGAUCUGCAUUCUCGAGACGUUGCUGAGGAAGAAACUCUACGACUGCAAGAUGUCGGAGGAUGAUUAUCGAGCUAGUCUUAAAGAAUUAAGCAAUACGUUUAAGCUGAAGAAUUCUGCGCUGCUGCUCAAGUCCGGAAUUGCCAUCAGUAUCGUGAUCCUGUUCUUUUUCCUACAGAGCAUACCUCAGCUUAACCUAAGUAUUGGAUGGGUGUCGAUUUUGGGGGCCAUUUGUUUGCUCACGUUGGCUGACUUCAAAGAACUGGAGGGUGUUCUGAGCAGAGUCGAGUGGUCAACAUUGCUUUUCUUCGCAUCUCUUUUCAUUGUAAUGGAAGCACUGUCGCAACUUGAGCUCAUGACGUACAUAGUCAAUAUGACCCAAGAUCUGAUUGUUAGUGUACAGCCUAGCCACCGUUUGCUUGUGGCAAUUGUAUUGGUUAUCUGGAUCUCUGCCCUCUCCUCCAGUCUUAUUGACAACAUUCCAUUUACUACUAUCAUGGUUAAGGUAGUAACUGAUCUUGGUAACAACGAAGAUUUGAAUUUACCUCUUCAACCACUUGUUUAUGCUCUGGCUCUGGGAGCAUGUUUAGGAGGCAAUGGCACAUUAAUUGGAGCUUCUGCCAACGUUGUUACGGCUGGACUUUCUGAACAACAUGGCUAUAGAUUUUCAUUUUGCGAUUUCUUCAAAAUUGGGUUCCCUGUGAUGAUUUUAACAACAACGAUUUCAAUGGCAUAUUUACUCAUAUGUCAUUGCUGGAUUGGUUGGAACGAAUAAGAGACAUGUGUCAACCUUGUGUAGGUUUCAUAUUUUACAUUGAUU
Messenger RNA from Uloborus diversus, 1716 nucleotides. RefSeq names its product P protein-like (gene hoe1). Gene Ontology annotation, biological process: transmembrane transport. Gene Ontology annotation, cellular component: membrane. NCBI's taxonomy places the organism in Eukaryota, Metazoa, Arthropoda, Arachnida, Araneae, Uloboridae. The coding region runs from base 1 to 1671 and encodes 556 amino acids. The transcript is spliced from 16 exons. The record is from RefSeq and is a predicted model, not a curated record.